AUGUCAGAUUUUGUGAGGUUUAACACUAAAGAGAUAGACGAUAUUCACCACCCACUAUUUCAAACAAAAAUAAAAACAACUCAAGACAUAAUUCAUAAUGCAUUUAAAACAGAGAAAACAAUGUCUGAAACAAUAAAUAAAGUUGUUUCACGAGGAAGUGAAUAUUUAUCAUAUUUACAAGAAGUUAUUGAUACUUUUGAUUCGUUUAGAGAUAUGACAAAUGAAAGUGAAGAAUAUAGUUCAUUUCUUGAUUCAACAAGAAAGUCUGUUGAAAUACAACGUCAAUUUCUUAUGAAAGUGAUUGAUUGGAAAAUACAAAUGGAUUUAAUGAUUAAUAAACAAUUAAGUAAAUUUGAGAUAAAUGAAAAAGAGUAUAAUAAAGAGAGAAAAGUAUAUGAUUGUGAGUUUAAUAAAUUAAUUAAAUCGAAAAAUAGUUUAAAUGAACGAGCUACAAGUUUAGAAAAAGGAAUAGAAAAUGCUACUAUACGAUUUUGUGAAGAAAUGAAUGCAACGAUAUGGAAUUUUGGUCAAGUUAUUCAAUGUAAUGGAAUUCAAUUCAGUGAAAUAAUCAAUGAAUGUAUUUCAGAAUGUAAUAAAAAUAAUACUAAAUCAAUACCAUCUAAGAAAAUUAUAUUACAUGAAGCAACAAAAGAAGUUAUUCAACUUCCUAAAAACAAGAAAGGUGGAAUAUUAGUAAGUAAAGGGAAAUUAGGAUUAGGAACAAAACAAUACUAUUAUAUAAAAGGAAAGAAUUUAAUAUUAUUUAAUGAAAAAAAAGGAGAGAGUAUUGUUACUGAUAUUCUUACUUCAUUAGCUAAACCACAAAAUGAUAAUCAUUCAUUUGAAUUAAUUACACCAAGUCAACAAGAUAUUUAUUAUACAAGUUGUUUUAAUGAAAUGGAAAGAUGGAUUAAAAUGUUUGAUAAAGUUAAAAAAGAUAUUGAAUAUUACACUGAUAAAAAUGAUAUUAAUGAAAGUAUUAAUCCAAUUAAUAUUACUAAU
Molecule: messenger RNA, 1002 nt
Organism: Entamoeba dispar SAW760
Lineage: Eukaryota; Evosea; Mastigamoebida; Endamoebidae
Exons: 1
Source: RefSeq, a predicted model, not a curated record